Molecule: messenger RNA, 2461 nt
Organism: Venturia canescens
Lineage: Eukaryota; Metazoa; Arthropoda; Insecta; Hymenoptera; Ichneumonidae
Gene: Xbp1
Product: X box binding protein 1
Exons: 4
Coding region: 292-1206 (304 amino acids)
Biological process (GO): regulation of DNA-templated transcription
Cellular component (GO): nucleus
Molecular function (GO): RNA polymerase II transcription regulatory region sequence-specific DNA binding; DNA-binding transcription factor activity, RNA polymerase II-specific
Source: RefSeq, a predicted model, not a curated record
AACAGCUACCGCAGUUCGCGAACAUAGUUGCGUCAGCUAUUUACGAAGAGUACCCUGGUACGCUUACUUUACAAGAGACAAUACAUAUAUACUUGUUACGUGAUCAAACGUUACAGAGGUUUCUUUGCGUCCAUCGCUUCACAGUCGGUGUCGAGACUUCCGAGUUGAUGGUAUAGAAAUUUGUGACGCCACUUGUAUAACUUCGAAAAAAAACAGAUCCUAAAGGCUGGUUACUGGAAGUAACAAGAUUUGAGAUAACCUAUCCAAGUCAAUGAGAUUCUAUGGCAUAUUAUGUGUGCUCUGAAGAGUGUAAUAAUAACAUUGCCUAAGAGCCUGGCCAAGACUCCCGGAGGCUUGGAGACAGGGGACGGCUUGACAAGUACUCCAACUAUCAAAUUCACUACAUCCUUACUCGCUGCACAAAGGAUAAACAAUAUGGAGGACAGGAAAUCAAUGAUUAAACAUCAGCCAGAGGACAACAUGUCGUUGGACGAGGAAGAGAUAAUCAAACCAGAGCUCUGGCUCAGAGGAAAAAAGCGAAGAUUAGAUCACUUGACCUGGGAAGAAAAAUUGCAAAGAAAGAAAUUAAAGAACAGAGUAGCAGCUCAAACAUCCAGAGAUCGUAAAAAGGCUAAAUUGGACGAAUUGGAAGACACGGUUAAAGCUUUGAGAGAAAGUAAUGAAAGGUUGACACAAGAAUGCUCUUUGUUGAGAGCUCAAAAUGAGAGUCUCCGCACAGAAUCCGAGAGACUGAGAUGCGAGAAAACAGCCAACAAUAUCGACAGGAUAAGUUCCAAUGAGGAAAGCUUUUGCUCGAAUUGUCGAAUUCGUGUCGGUUGUGCUGCCCCCACGCUGGGAUCAGCAGUAUCCCCCUUUAACCCUCUGCCGCAGGGUGGGGCAACACAACCGGCAUCAUCGCCGACCCCGUUGAGCAAAAACGCCUCGAUUAUCCUGAAGAUAAUGACGCUCUACCUCCUCUCGAGGAACUGUUCGGCGAACUCCAAGGAGACGAGUACAUCGAAAAACUUGAAGAACUCGCAGAGAGCCUUCUGCGAGAAGUUACCGCAGAAGUGGAAGCAAGCACUUGUCGACCAAGUGAACAGAUCUCGGUCAAACAAGAUACCACUGAAGAAUCUGACAAUACAGAAAGAGUGGUGGGGACGACAUCAGAAAAUGUGGAAACCGGUAGAACCGUCCACAGCGUAAACGGCAAUAGCUAUCGUCGAAAUGCAAUUGCUAAUCAGCGAAAACUGUCAGCGCCCGUAUCUUCUUCAACCAAUUCAACGAGAACAUUGAAGCCAAGAAACACGACGACGACUAACGAGUUAUCUUUGAAACUGGGUAAUCCCAACAUUCCAUCGAAGAGCAUAAGAGGCGAGAAAUUAUCUCUCAAACAUGAAAUUCAAGUGAAGGAAGAGCCCGUAAACGAUAUGGAUACGGUUUACGGAACUUACGACGAGGCGACUAAUUGCAUAACGAUUAUGUAUCCCGACGAUACUGUUGGGAUCCAAGAAUGUGUCCAGGAAGUUUGCAGCACAAACAACGAAGGUUUAGCGUUCGAUGAAACAACAAGCACCGAAAAAUCCAACAAUCUUCAAAUUCCCAAUAAUCCUCACGAAAGUACUAAAAAUUAUCAUCUUUCACCAGCUUACACAGUCACAGAUUCUGUCGCCUCACCGAUGAGCAUUAAUUCCGAAGAUUCGGAUCAUGGAAUCGUGAAUUCUUACGCCAUGGAGUGCGCUUCACUUUCCGAUUAUGGCUACGAGUCUCAUGACUCGCCGCAACAAUCUAUCGUGCGUGAAAAGUCUUCUGCCCUCGGUGGCAACACGACAAAUGCCAGUACCGUUAACGCCUGUUCUCUCACGGAUCUUUGGCACGAAAGCUUUUCCGAAUUAUUUCCGAGUCUAGUUUAAAAGAGAUCGAAUCAUUAUUAUUCCACCAGAAUUAAACGCCCAUUCAAUUCCUGAAUCCGCUUUCGGGAUUUGUGCUCAGACUGUGAUAAAUAUUGAAAAUAUAAAUUUAUAAGUUUCAUACAGUGACAAUGAUUUUGCGCGUUUUCAAAUCGCCACGAUACUCAACACGGAUACUGUUAGAACAAAUUCUCACGGGCAUUCCCAUCACAUUGUAAUACUGGAAAAAAAAACUUUCUACAAUCGAGUCACCGGUUCUCACUCUACCUUACCUGUAAAUAGUUGAACAAAAAUGGACUAUUCUUCAUUUCAAUUUUCUCUUAUUUUCAAAGAUAUAACAAGUGUGUGGCAGUAUGAAGAGUGAUUUCAAGCAAUGUUUUUAGCCCCGUCGUGAAAUUUUCUUUGAUAUUGAAUCUUGUACUUCGUAUAGAAAGUGUAUUUAUUUAAGUUUGAAUUUAUUCAAGAAGUGUCAAGCAGAAAUGUUGUGUACGGUGAUCGUGACGUUGUCGUCUCAUGAGCUAUCAAUUAUAAUAAAAUCAAUGCCAAGCAGA